AUGAUAUGGAAUAAGGCAGAGAAUUUGGGUAAUUCGGGGACACCUAGAAGUUAUAGAGUAAAAUUAGGGGAUGGUACUGUGUUAAUAAGAAAUUCUAAAUGGGUUAAAUUGCUAUGGAAUAACAAGGCUGGUGAGAAAUCGGCUAAGGAGGUAGAAAAUGGAAAGGUUGAAGGGGAUAAGAAUUAUGUAAGGUCAAAGAGAACAUCUAAAAGACCAAAUUGGUUAAAUAAUUUUGUAUAA
Messenger RNA from Macrosiphum euphorbiae (potato aphid), 240 nucleotides. Lineage: Eukaryota; Metazoa; Arthropoda; Insecta; Hemiptera; Aphididae. The record is from the annotation of a GenBank genome assembly.